Messenger RNA from Paramuricea clavata, 229 nucleotides. The record is from the annotation of a GenBank genome assembly. NCBI's taxonomy places the organism in Eukaryota, Metazoa, Cnidaria, Anthozoa, Malacalcyonacea, Plexauridae.
AUGGAAGAUCAAGUUCGCCAUCUAAAGAAUCUAAAUAUAUCUGCAGUGAGUGUUACUCAUGAACACAAUGAUAGAAUCGUUGGCGAUAUUAUUGAUGGAAAAUACACUCAUGUGUAUGGUUCACCAGAAUGUUUUCUCAAAACUACAUGGAGGGAUUAUUCUCGAGCAAACAAUUUAGAUCCUCUUUGGUGUGUGUUGCUGUUGAUGAAGCACAUUGCAUCAGUCAAUG